AUGGAUCCACGUCGAGCUCGCGAUCCGCGCUUGGCACGCGUGGACCCACGUUUGCAGCGAGGACCAUCUGCGUUGCCCACUCCCUCGCCCCAACAACAAAGUGGGUCAGUACAAAGCGCGCAACAAUGGACUGCGAAUGGAGCAUAUAUGGCUUCACAGUCUAUGGUCCCCAAUGUUCUCAUGCAGCAAGCUGACAUAGCCCCCGAAAAUGCCAUUGCUGGCCCCUCGACUCCCGCAAACAAUGCGGGAUCCUCUGCAUACAAAUCUAGACCACUCUUUUGCGUCGUGUGUGCAAGUAAUCAAAACCGUUCCAUGGAAGGUCAUCAUGUCUUGCAGAAAGCCGGAUACCGAGUGAUUUCUUACGGCACGGGCUCCGCUGUGCGCCUACCUGGACCGUCAAUAGACAAACCUAAUAUUUAUUCGUUUGGUACACCAUAUAACUCAAUAUACGAGGAACUCCAUUCGAAAGAUCCGAAAUUGUACACAGCAAACGGACUUCUUCAGAUGCUUGAUCGCAAUAGGCGGAUAAAGCUAGCACCAGAACGGUGGCAGGACAGCAAGACAGUUGCAGAUGUAGUUAUUACAUGUGAAGAACGUUGCUUUGAUGCCGUUUGUGAUGACCUGCUCAGUCGCGGCGGCGAAUUCAAUAAGCCCGUUCACAUCAUCAAUAUCGAGAUUAAGGACAACCAUGAGGAAGCACUCAUUGCUGGAAAGGCGAUGCUGGAUCUGGCCGCUGCUAUUGAAAUCUCCCAAGAUAUCGAUGAAGAUAUCGAUAGGAUACUGCAGGUGCAACAGGAGCGUCACCCCCACAGUCUUUUACACGCCAUAGCUUUUUACUAG
Molecule: messenger RNA, 840 nt
Organism: Suillus bovinus
Lineage: Eukaryota; Fungi; Basidiomycota; Agaricomycetes; Boletales; Suillaceae
Product: phosphoprotein phosphatase
Exons: 6
Coding region: 1-840 (279 amino acids)
Biological process (GO): termination of RNA polymerase II transcription
Cellular component (GO): mRNA cleavage and polyadenylation specificity factor complex; nucleus
Molecular function (GO): RNA polymerase II CTD heptapeptide repeat phosphatase activity
Source: RefSeq, a predicted model, not a curated record